This is a messenger RNA of Cynoglossus semilaevis (tongue sole), 638 nucleotides long. RefSeq names its product RNA-binding protein NOB1-like. The annotation marks the transcript as partial. The record is from RefSeq and is a predicted model, not a curated record. NCBI's taxonomy places the organism in Eukaryota, Metazoa, Chordata, Actinopteri, Pleuronectiformes, Cynoglossidae. Gene Ontology annotation, cellular component: preribosome, small subunit precursor. The transcript is spliced from 3 exons. Gene Ontology annotation, molecular function: RNA endonuclease activity. Gene Ontology annotation, biological process: maturation of SSU-rRNA.
UUUUCUCUUUCCAGAAUGUUCUCAUUCAGAUCGGACUCCACGUGCUCUCUGUUAAUGGAAUGAUCAUCAAACAGGCAAGGAACUACAUCCUGAGAUGUCACGCCUGCUUUAAAACAACGAGCAAUAUGAACAAGGUGUUUUGUCAACAUUGCGGAAACAAGACUUUGAAGAAGGUGGCAGUGACGAUCUGUGAAGAUGGCAAUAUGAAGAUGCAUUUCUCUACCAAUCCAAAAGUACUGAACCCAAGGGGACUGAGGUACUCACUGCCUCAGCCACAAGGCGGGAAACAUGCUAACAAUCCACAGCUGGUGGAGGACCAACCCUGCCCACAGCAACGGUUGUCUCAAAAGGCUCGGCAAACGAAUGAUGUCUUUAACCCAGAUUACUUGGCUAAGGGAUCACCCUUCUGUGAAAAUGACAUCUACAGCCGAGCAGCCAACCUGCAAAUCAGAGAUGGUCGGGGUGGAGGCGGCAGACGAAGGGCCAAUCCCAACGCUGCCCGAAAGAAGUUCGUCAAAAAGAAGUGAGCGGCUAAUAAACGUUGUUCAUAUGCAUUUUUGUAGAAGUCUUCUUCUUGUUAUUCUGGUGGCUCCGUUGACCCCGUCUUUUGUGCAAUAAAAAUGAUUACGAAAAAACCU